Messenger RNA from Spea bombifrons (plains spadefoot toad), 740 nucleotides. It is a transcript of the gene UBE2C, whose product is annotated as ubiquitin conjugating enzyme E2 C. NCBI's taxonomy places the organism in Eukaryota, Metazoa, Chordata, Amphibia, Anura, Pelobatidae. The coding region runs from base 104 to 643 and encodes 179 amino acids. The record is from RefSeq and is a predicted model, not a curated record. The transcript has 6 exons.
CGGAAACGGGAUUAUUCGUACUGGUGUAGAGCGGAACUGUAAGCGUUAGCUCGCUCUGGUAACGUAUUUCUCAGGUCUCCCUGUAACAUUUUCCCCUUUACCGAUGGCUUCACAGAAUGUAGAUCCGGCUGCAGCUUCAUCUGCCGCUGCUCGCAAAGGGCAGGAAACCGGAGCUCAGGCUGCUAGAGGCUCUGUAGGAAAACGCUUGCAGCAGGAGCUGAUGACUCUCAUGAUGUCUGGCGAUAAAGGGAUCUCUGCUUUCCCGGAGUCCGAUAACCUCUUCAAGUGGAUCGGGACCAUUGAUGGUGCUGUGGGGACGGUUUAUGAGACCCUGAGGUACAAGCUGUCAUUGGAAUUUCCCAGCGGUUACCCUUACAAUGCCCCCACGGUCAAGUUCAUCACGCCGUGCUUCCACCCUAACGUCGACAGCCACGGGAACAUUUGUUUGGACAUCCUAAAGGACAAGUGGUCGGCUCUGUAUGAUGUUCGGACCAUCUUGUUAUCUCUGCAAAGCUUGUUAGGAGAGCCUAACAAUGAAAGUCCUUUAAAUCCUCAUGCUGCAGAGCUCUGGCAAAAUCAAAUAGCAUACAAGAAGCACCUGCAUGAACAGUAUAAGAAGCAGGUUCGGGAGAAGGACAUCUGACAACCUUAAUUUGUUUUCCACUGUACAUUACUGCUGUAAUAUACGCCUAACUUAAUACUAGAUUGUUGUACAAAUAAACAUGAUUUUAUAAUGCUCA